Haliotis rubra (blacklip abalone) is the source of this 8937-nucleotide messenger RNA. RefSeq names its product ATP-binding cassette sub-family C member 4-like. Gene Ontology annotation, cellular component: membrane. Bases 171 to 4673 code for a protein of 1500 amino acids. Lineage: Eukaryota; Metazoa; Mollusca; Gastropoda; Lepetellida; Haliotidae. Gene Ontology annotation, molecular function: ATP hydrolysis activity; ATP binding; ABC-type transporter activity. The record is from RefSeq and is a predicted model, not a curated record. Gene Ontology annotation, biological process: transmembrane transport. The transcript has 31 exons.
CUAGACGGGUCACGUGUUCGUCUUCCUCUUUCAUCAAAACAUUGCACAGAUUCUGGAGACACCCGGCUUGAAAGGAGCAGGUGCGGUGGAUUCAUAAAUGGAGCAGACGUGAAAUAUGUCAAGGGAUACCGCUAGCAGAUAACGAAACUACAUUGCUGUAGGAAUCCACCAUGGACAGGCGUAAACCAUGCCCGUACGACAAGGCAAACUGGCUUUCCAGAAUGACAUUUUGGUGGAUAUCAGGUCUGUUCCGAAACGGUUACAAGAAAGAUCUAGACAUAUCUGAUAUGUAUGAUGUCUGCCAAGAAGACGAAUCCAGUCAGGUUGUGCGGACACUGGAGAGGUGCUGGAAGGAUGAAAUACAGAAGUUAGCUGAUGGAAAAAAUGUCAGCUUAUUCAAGACUGUGUUCAGAGCCUUUAAACUUAGGUUGAUACUUCCAGGCAUAAGUGUCUUCUUUGUGGAAACAUUGAAGAUCAUGCAGCCUUUGUUGAUUGGCCAGGUCAUCAUGUUCCUAAGCCCAAACCCAACUUUACCCACCUACUAUGCUUAUAUAUUUGCGGCAGCGCUGGGGCUGGUUAACCUGCUGCAGACGUUUUUAAACUCCCACUUUUUCUAUGUUAUGCAACACACUGCCAUGAAAAUGAAAGUUGCUGUCUCUGGCCUGGUGUAUAAGAAGGUCCUUACUUUAAGCUGCCAGUCCUUUUACCAGACCACCUCUGGACAGAUAGUAAAUUUUCUCUCCACUGAUGUAGAAAUGUUCAGCACUUGUAUAGAAAACAUACACUACUUGUGGUUGUCUCCCCUUGUCAUAUGUGUCGUAGUGUACCUCAUAUACAGGGAAGUGGGUGUGGCCAGUUUCUUCGGUCUCCUGCCUGUUCUUGUAUUUUUACCAUCCCAGAUUGGUUCGGGGAAGCUCUUUGGUGUCUUGAGAAUGAAGACUGCAGCUUGGGGAGACGAGCGUAUCAAUGCCAUGACGGAAAUAGUGUCUGGGAUGAGAGUGAUCAAGAUGUAUUGCUGGGAGAAACCAUUUGGUCAGAUCAUCAACACACUUCGACAAAAGGAAAUGUCAUUCCUAAAGCUGUCUUUCCUGGUUAAAGCAAUAAACCUAUCUAUUGUGUUCUACCUCACACGAGUAAUGGCGUUGUUCAUCUUUGUUGGAAACUGGUUGUUUAUCUCCCACCCAAUAUCAACCAGUUCAGUCUUCGUCACUCUGGGCCUGCUGGAUAUCCUCAAGUUGUCAGCAUUCUACUUUCUUGCCUACAGCUUUGAGACCCUCUAUGAACUAUCUGCCUCAAUGCAGAGAAUACAGAAAUUUUUGUUGCUGGAUGAAGAGAAAGAUCUCACACAUGGGGGCAUCCUUCACAAACAUGUGCAUCAUCGGACACACACAGAGUCAGAUGCUGCUGUGGAGAUAGAUUAUGUGACAGCCCGAUGGGAGAUGAGUGGGGCUGAGCUGAGGAAGAAGAGCAGGGAGAAGAUCAAGAAGAGAGACAGCACCAGUGAGACUAGUAAACUCCUGCAUGAGAGUGAGAUGGAACAUUAUUUUUCCCUCAAGUCCAUUGCGCUGAACAUAAAAAAGGGGGAGUUGAUGGCUGUUGUGGGAACUGUGGGCUCUGGAAAGACUUCUCUGCUACUGGCAUUGCUGGGGGAAUUCCCCUAUCAACAAGGACAGAUAACUCUACAUGGAUCUGUGGGAUAUGCAGCUCAGCAGUCCUGGGUUUUCUCUGGAAGUGUGAAACAAAAUAUCUUGUUCGGAGACAAGUAUGAUUUUAAAAGAUAUGAGGCAGUAGUUGAUGCCUGUGCUCUUCAGAAGGAUGUUGGCCUGAUGAAAUAUGGGGAUGAGACGCUGGUUGGGGAGAGAGGACUCUUACUGAGUGGAGGUCAAAAAGCCAGGCUCACUCUAGCAAGAUCUGUGUAUCGGGACUGUGACAUUUACCUGCUGGAUGACCCUCUCAGUGCUGUGGACACCAAAGUAGGAAGACACAUCUUCAACAAAUGUAUUAAGCUACUACUGGAGGAGAAGACAGUUAUCUUGGUGACAAAUCAGCUGCAGUACUUGAGGAGGGCAGACAGAAUCGUUGUAUUGAGAGAGGGAAGUGUAUUUGACGUAGGAACCUAUGAUGAGCUAGAAGAGCGAGGGGUAGAUCUUGCAACAUACCUUACAACUGAGGAUAAACAUACCAAGGAUGAAGUUGUCUCUGCAAUGGAUGUAGAGGAACAGAAAAUGAAGGACGAAGAAUUAGAAAUAACAGCUUCGGGACAGCAGGAAGAAGAGGAAGUGACAGAAGGGGGUGCAGUAGGUGUUAAAGUUUAUGCCCAGUAUCUGGAGGCAGGCUAUGGUGUGAUCCUCGGACCAAUUGCCCUUGUGCUGGGCAUAGCAGCUGAGAGUGUAGUUUCUGCCUCAGGCUGGAUGUUGGCUAAAUGGUCUGAUAGUCUAGAUCCACAGUAUCCUGUGAACACCACCGGGGCAAUGGUCAAUUUCACAGAGGUUUUACCCGAGUCCACUGUCAAGUCAUGGAACACUAUGGAACUAUCACUGCAGUUCUUCAUCAUCUUCAUAUGCGCCUAUGUCAUCUUGAUCAACGUCUUUUCCAUCCUAGCUUUCCAGAUAUUUGCUCUGGCUUCACAGAGGCUCCAUGACAGAAUGUUUGCAUUUGUGCUGGGAGCUAGGUCAAGAUUCUUUGACAUAAACCCUGUUGGGAGGAUUUUGAAUCGAUUCUCAAGGGAUCUGGGAAUUGUUGACACCAUACUAAACAGAUGUUUGUUUGCCACAAACCAGUACACCUUGAGUAUAACUGCUGCUGUUCUGAUAGUGUGCAUAAUAGCUCCCUGGCUAUUCAUUGCCUUGGUUCCCGCCUCAAUUGUCGUCUUCUGUCUCCGAUUCUAUGCGAUUCAGACAACUCGUGAUAUCAAACGUAUUGAAGCAAAUGUCAGGAGCCCAGUUUACUCCCAUGUAUCAGACACAAUCCUGGGAUUGCAGACAAUCCGAGCCCUAAACAAACAGGAUCAGUUUCAGCAGGGGUUUGACCAGCACAUGAACAUCCACUCAAGAGCGUGGUUCUCGUACCUCUCCUCUUUCCGCUGGUACAGCUUGAGAUCAGUCUUCAUCAUGGUCGUGUUCUUCAACAUUGUCAUCUAUGUGUGUCUUGUCUUGAGAAACACUGUGUCCAUUGGCUUGCUGUCACUGGCUUUGUUUUACUCAUCAUCUGUAAUGGAACCAUUUGAAUUUCUGAUGAGAAUAACAGUUGAAGUGGAAAACUAUAUGACUUCGGUUGAGCGUAUCCUGUCAUACAGCAAGGUGGCUCAGGAAGGGCCCAUGGAAUCCGAUCGCCCACCCCCAGACACAUGGCCCAUGCAGGGCACCAUCUCAUUCAGUAAUACCAGUCUUCGAUAUGAGGAUAGCCUGCCCUAUUCUCUGAAACAUAUCAACUUUCAUAUCAAGAGCAAGGAGAAAAUUGGCAUAGUGGGCCGUACAGGUGCAGGUAAAAGCUCCCUACUGGCAGCUCUCCUGCGAUUGGCUGAGCCUGAAGGGAAGAUGUGGAUAGAUGGCAUGGAUGUCACCAUCAUUGGCCUUACUGAACUCCGGGAGAAAAUAUCAGUCAUUCCUCAGGACCCUGUUCUGUUUACGGGCACCUUACGGCAGAACCUUGAUCCCCUGGACAUGUACACAGAUGACAAGCUGUGGCAGGUGCUGGAACAGGUUCAGCUGAAGACGAAGAUUCAGGACAGUCCAGAAGGCCUGUGUAUGGGUGUGGCAGAAUCUGGACACAACUUCAGCGUGGGGCAGAGACAGCUGGUCUGUUUAGCCCGAGCUCUGCUUGCUGCCAACAAGAUACUUGUACUGGAUGAAGCAACUGCUCAUGUCGACCAUGAGACUGACCAACUCAUCCAGAGAGUUUUACGAGCCAAGUUUCGUGAAUGCACAGUUCUGACCAUAGCUCACAGACUGAACACUGUCAUGGACUGUGACAGAAUUAUGGUCCUUGAUGAGGGAGAGCUAAAGGAAUUUGACAUCCCAUAUAACUUGCUCCUUCACAAAGAUGGCUACUUCUGUAAACUGGUAGAUCAGCUUGGCAAACAACAGGCAAGGCAAUUACAUGCCCUGGCUGAGCUGGCCUACCACCAGAGGGCUUCAGCAAGCAUGCUGCUGGAGGAGGCAGUAAAAUCAGCCACAGAAAUCUUCAGAAAUAGUCGUGAGGACCUUCGUAGAAGUAAAGAUAGUUUAAUGAGGAGCAAAAACAGUUUGGAUACGAGUGAAACAACUCUAAACACCAUUGAAAACUCAAAAACUCUCUAUGGGAGGUACUCCACCCCAGUUAAAUCAAGUCCAAAACCACAUCGCAAAAUCCGACAUGUGAAAAGCAGUCCUGCAAAGGAAAGCCCAAAAAUACAUAGAAAGACUCCUUCAAAAAGUGAUUUGGUUGAUAGGAAUGAUAGAGAAGAAAUAGUUCCUUUAGUAACACAUAGUCCUGGCAGACACACAUUAGAAGAAUCUCCAGUUGUGAAUGAUGAUCGAGGAGGGACAGUGUCCCCCAUCAGGAAGCCUGUCAACCCUCUAGCCAAGGGAAGCCGGACUCUCAGCCCCAAGGGAAGCCCUCGCGUUAUUACAGGGCUGUAUCAGAAGCAGAAAGAAGGGGAGGAUUCUGAUGACCAGAAGAUUAUUUUUUGCUGAGGAUAUGUUAUUGAAAAUACUCUGAUCAUAUUGAGAAGAUUCCUACCUAUGAUAUGUGCAUCAAGAGAAAACACCUCAAGAUAUGUUCUGUCCAGUCGAACAGUGCCUUGCUUCUACCUUUAGUCCAUUUCUGUUUGAUCUCUGUUUGAAAUAUAAUUUAUUAUCAAGGGUAAAAGUAGAACUAUCUAGUCCAAUGUGGCUGAUUUGGUUAAUGUCCUGAUGGCUAGUAGAAUUGCACAGGCUAGGAUUGAUGUCAUCUUAUUAUGCAUACAAUCAAGGAUAAUUUCUGGGUGUGUUCCGAAGAUCAUAAUGUUGUCAUAAUGAAAACUGUCUGUGUCUGUUUACAGGGGCAGAAUCUGCUUGGUGUGAAUUUUCAUUUGGUCAACUGACUAAUUUCCUCUAAAGGUUAUUAGACAUGUUUCAGAAGUGUAUUUGAGUUUCCAUGGAUCCAUAUCCUAAGCUUCUGGCAGUCAAAGGCACUCAAUAGGCUUUGUUCAGGCUGUCUGGAGUAUGUUGGUUUAUAUAUUCUCAUUGAAUUCUUAACUUUGUGCUUUAGAAUAAGUAAACGGUUUAAGAACUGCCAAAAUGUUACCUUUGUCACUGAGUUCAACAAUAUCUGUUGAAUGUUUGAAUUUGCCACACUAUGUAUUAGAUGUUCUGUAGCUCUCCUUGUCAAAGGCAAUGAUGUUGUCUUGGGAAUACAUAUGAAUAGCAUGGGAUGCAAGUGGCAGAGUAUUAAUGCUGAUAAAUAUUAUGCUUGUUGAACCAAGCCAUUUUAAGGAUAUAUUUAUUCUGUUAUUAAAAAGACAUCUUAAUGCUAACAAGAAAUGCAACAACUAUUUCCUUAAUAUUUUCUUUACCCUUUGUAUUCAGGAGGUGUAAUCAUUUUGGACUUGACAGGGGCAGACUGUGGUUAGUCUGUGCAAAUACCGCUUGUAUAUUGCUCAAUAUUUAUGGUAAUUAUAAACAUUUUAUACACCAGUUGUUAUAUUUCCUAGUGGGACAAUCUACAUAUGGUAACUGUUACAAAAUGAGUCUUCCAGGAUUGUGUUUUGAAAGGAAAUAUCAGAUUUAUUAAUUAUAUUCAUGUCAUUUGUUUAGUUGUAUUAUUUUUUGCUAUAAUGUUUUUCAAUGGACAGAUGUGUUGUGAGCUAUAUUUUAUGCGAAAUAUCCUCAUCGUAUACUAUUAGUAGUGGACAUGACUGUUUUCAAUAAGUAAGAAAGAAACCCAGAAAAUAGUACUGUAAAAAUGAAUGUUUUGUUCUGUUACAGAUGCUUAAUUAGGAAAGACAAAACUGACAUAUUAGCACCAGUGUUUCAUGACAUUGCCAAAAUCUGGACACAAGAGACAUGUCCGUGCAAUCAUGAUACAGAGAUUAUCAGCCAUGUUUUCAUUUUUUAUUCAGAGAAAUAUGGAAUUUGUUGCAAUAUUAUUUAGGAUACAAGAACUCUUGUUUUAUAUCUAAAGGUCGAAUGUUUAAACUUUUGUAUGUUUAUAAUAUUUGGAUAUUGCAUUGAUAAUUGUAACUACAUUAAAUGGAGGCUCAAGGUGUGUGAUAUGGAGACUCCAGAUUCUAACAGUCAACCAUGUGUGUCUUCCUCUUUAUGGAAUUAUUGUGUCCAUGUGCCCCAUGUGAUAAUUUUGAUAAGGAGUUCUUUUUCUGGAUUUUUAUCACAUCAAUGCCUGUAAUUUUGAUUUCUUUUACAAUUGUUAACCACAUUCCUUACCACGAUUUAUUAUCUGUUUGUGAUUAUUGAUCUCUCUUACACCUAUGUACUAUUACAUUCCAUAAAUGAAUUAAUGUAGUUUAGCGAACACUGGCUGAAAGUCCAAGUGAGAUUAUAUCCUAUAUGUCUUUUGUAAAUUGCAAUCCCCAGAAACUGGUUGGAUGAGGUUUUCAUUUCAUGUAAAUAUGAUUAUUACACCAAAUAUUUGUACACCCUAAAAUGAAUUAUUUUCUAUACCAAAUGUCUAAAAGACAAACUGACUUAUGUUAGUUACUGCUCACAUAAAAGUUUGUCAAAUAUGGCUACAUGUAGAAAUUGCUGUCAUUGUUUUUCCAUGAAAGCUUGCUGUUGUGAUUUAACAUUCUUUAAAGUCAUGAAAAAUAAAUAGACGAUGUAAGUAUUUUCUUCCAACCACACCUAGACUAGACCUACAUCUUCCCCUCAUCCAGAGUUUAUUUCCUGAUAUAUGCAUCAAAUAUGUGCCUUAAGUCAGUGUCUUAUGUCUGUAUUGUCAUAGUGGACCUGUUUUACAAGAUUCACUCCGACCACUAAAAACAGAAGGGCUGAAAUGAAGCGCCCUAUAGAAAACAGGACUGCUCCAUUCAUCAUCUGUACUCUGCCUUUAGAUACAUGAUCAAUGAGAGAUGGUAAUUUUGAUGCAACGAAUGGCAUGUUUGCAUUAUCAAGAAUGCAUGAACUGUCAGCCUGCUUCUUGAUUGUAUGUUAUCGGCAUAUGAGACAAUGAUGGUCCUGAGCUUCAGAUAUGUUGGGAAUUUGAACCUAUACUGAGAGAAAAAAGAAUAAGGGAUCACAUGAAAGCACAAGUGUUCCCUUAUAUUUUGCAUGCAUAGCUUGUGAAGAAAUCUGGAACAAAAUAAGGGAACACUUCUGCUUUCAUGUGAUCCCUUAUUUUUUUUCCUCAGUAUAUUUACAUUAUAAAUGUGUAGCUGGUCUUUGAUACUGAAUAUCGAAUUUCCUGGUCUGUGGUAAAUUUGGAAGAGAAUUACUGUGUGGCAUGGCAUUCCAACAAAGAAUGAAUUCCCGAAAUUAACAGACAUUUAGUACCAGUUAGUUGUUUUAAUUAAAGCAAAUUCAUAGCUAGCUAGCUAGCUAGACAGAUAGUAAUCAGCAGUCACUGAACCAAGAAGGAUGUGUUCUGAAACUGGUCAUAAUGGGAAGACACCAGUAACAAGUGUUGUACAUGUAUCUAGUAGCAAUUGUAUGUGAAGUUUUAUGAUGGAGUAUUUGGUGGCAUUUGAAGGAACUUACCUGCUUGUUCAUGCAGCACCUAUUUGGUAAGAGACAUGACCAUUUAGUGUUCCUCAGUCAUCAGAUUAGAUAACUGUGUAUAUGAAACACUAAAGUAUGUGUCAUAUAUCAUGUUUUCUAUGGUGGAUCAUGUAGACACUAGCUAAUUCAUCUAUGAAUGAAUGAUCUAUUUUUGAAUGAUGAAGAUCUUUACUGGAAACUAUUUUUUUAAUGCUUAUGGAGCUCUGUGCAGCUUGUGUCUACAUUUACAUGGUAUUUUAACCAAUUGUUGAAACAAUAUGGACCCAUUUUGACUUUCUAUGUAUAAACGUGAAACCACACUUAUUUUCAAAGAGUUUGGCCAACAGAAAUGAAUUAUAUUGUCUGUUAUCAUGCAUGGUUAGCCAGAACAUUUUUAGAGACUUUGAUAUUGUAAAUGCUUUGAGCCCUCUGGUUGGUUCAAGGUAGCAAAUGGUCUGUGCCUUUGAUGAAUUUACUGCGGUUAAAAUGUUGUAUGAAAUAACUAUGUAAUAGUAAGUAUUUUCUAAGCUUGAGCCAAUAAGAGGUUCAGUUGCAUAAUGCUGGGGUUUUUUAAAAAUAAUAUCAAACAUUGCUCACUGAGCAAGGUGCCAUGCUAGCAUUUGGUUUUUGAUGUGUUCAAAUGAUUUUUCUUGGCAACCCAAGUUAACGUAGGAAUGGUAAUUACAGUAUAAUGAUGUGGCAAUAAGUGAAUAUACCCAACCAGUGUCAGGAGAUAGACUUUUUACUUUUCACAAUAGUUUCUUUCGGUAAACACAUUCAAUUCAUGCAUGAUGCACUAUUGGCCAGUACCUGAUGAAGUCAGCUGUUAUGUACCAGUAAUACGAAUGUAUACUUUGUGUGUCUUAGGUCAGUCUGAAAAUGACACCUUUGAAUCAAGACCUGUUUAUUGUCAUAUUUUAUGUUCACAUAUGAACUGUUUUCAGAAGUGAGAUUAGCAACAUACUAGUUUUGAAUUUCACACAUCUCUAUGGCAUGAAUGUUUCAAAGUGUUCAAUAUUGGGCAAUAUUUAUCAUCAGUACAGCUCUUUAUCUAACUUGUCAUGUUUUUGUUAUAGGAGCAGAACUCAAAACCACUCAGUAUUUCAUCUUGAGGCCUUACACAUAGCAAAUUGAUGGCAAAGUAAUUCUUUUUGAUAUUUAGGGAUUUUCUUUGUUUUUGUCAUUUUCCUUAAAUCAAGCAUGACAUACACUCAAGUGAUAUGCAGUUUUGUUUCCAUAGCAUCUCAUAUUUCUUCGCAAAACUUUA